UGUUUUAUAAUGGUUGGUCAAAAUAUUUACAAAUUUCUUUGGCCAGAAAAACAAGUAUUUUUGAAUAGUAAAUAGUAAAACUCUCUUUUUUCGCCGUGGAGAUAAAGAGACGCUAGCCACAACUUUGGAAGUCGUAAUAGUUGGAGAGAGAAUUAGCGUCAAAUGGCCGAAUCGAACCCUAGAGAAGAAUCAGCUCUACUAGCUUCAAAAGUAUGCGAUCAGAUAAGCUCCGUCUUCUCCACAAAUUCCCCAAAUCCAGCAGCACUAGAUGUGCUGGUGCAAGAAAUCGCAGAUGCUGCUAACCGCAACGGCCGGGUAUUCGUAUACGGUGUGGGCCGUGAAGGAUUGAUGCUGAAAGCCCUAUCCAUGAGGCUUUUCCAUCUCGGUUUAUCAGCACACUGCGUCUUCGACAUGAACACUCCUCCAAUUGGUCCCUCCGACCUCCUAAUCGCUUCCGCCGGUCCAGGCGGUUUCUCCACCGUCGAUGCGAUCUCCGGAGUGGCCAAAUCUAGCGGCGCUCGUGUACUGUUGUUGACAGCUCAGCCUCAUUCGGGAUCUUCAAUGAAGUACGCCAGUGUUGUUGCUUAUAUUCCGGCUCAGACGAUGGCUGAUGAUAAUGCCGGUGACGGAGAGAAGGAACGGCCGCUGCUUCCGAUGGGGAGUGUAUAUGAAGGAGCGAUGUUUGUGCUGUUUGAGAUGGUUGUUUUCAAAUUGGGUGAAAUUUUAAAGCAGAGUCCUGAAGCUGUGAGAGCACGCCAUACCAAUCUGGAGUAAGCACAAGUUAUAAACAUACUUAAUCUGUUUGAUUAUACUUACUGAAUUCAGUACUAUGCUGAACAUAAAUUUUAUAUGUAAAAGUUUAUUAAAUUACUAUGUAAAUAUGUAAUGGAUUUAAAAAGAAAAAUAAAAACUUAAAAUUGAUUCCGUAGAACUAAAAUCCUGAAUUCGCAAUGUGAUCUUUUCAUGAUGAGUUUUGUAGACACAUAAAUUGUAUUGGAUUAAAUUCAUAUAAAAUUUGAAUUAAAUUCAUGAUCUUCGGGCUGAAUAAUUAAUUUGGCCUUUGCAAAUAAACAAGUCUAUCUUAUUAGAUUCAAAUGUAAGGUUCAUUUCACCUUGAAGUCCAAGCUCAUGCCACGUGUCACAGUGACUAGGCAUUCAAAACCAAAAUGGUGACGCCACGUGUUCAAAUGAGGUGGUAGUCUCAGUCAAAUGCAAGAAUGAAUAACAAUGCGCCAAGUGUUAAAAUGACAUCAUUUGGCCAAUCACAAGCAACCUUGUCCACUCCCUACAACUAUAAUUAGAGGAUAAACAUGACAUUCAAGGGGAUCCAGAAAACUCUUCAACAAGCAUUCAGCGAAUUGGAGAAAGCUACGACAUCAACAUCAAUAGUUCUUCGAAGGAGUGAUCAACGGAGUUCUUCGCGAAGAUCAACUUACAACGACGAAGCGCUUUUCGACGUCCUGAAGAUCGACAACAUCUCAAGGAGGUCUACAGCAUCCAACAAUUCGAGAAAUACGCUACUGAAGGCCCUCAAAUCGUGAAAAAACUUAGGAGAGAGAAUCAAGAGAACAACGGAAUUGUACUCACAACAAUUCAUUAAUAAAAAUCAUAUUAUUUUCUUUUA
Solanum pennellii is the source of this 1624-nucleotide messenger RNA. RefSeq names its product 3-hexulose-6-phosphate isomerase. Gene Ontology annotation, biological process: carbohydrate derivative metabolic process. The record is from RefSeq and is a predicted model, not a curated record. The transcript has a single exon. Lineage: Eukaryota; Viridiplantae; Streptophyta; Magnoliopsida; Solanales; Solanaceae. Gene Ontology annotation, molecular function: isomerase activity; carbohydrate derivative binding. Bases 163 to 774 code for a protein of 203 amino acids.